GUCCGGCCCAGCAGCAAGAAAUAACGAAGCAGCUCCUGCGUCACGUGGAGACCACGACUACCUCCGACGACGAUGCAAGUUCAGGCAGCGAAUCCCGCGUUGUAGAGUCGGACAGCUCGUCCUCAGACGAGGAGGAAGACACUCCUGUAUCGCAAGAAAAAAUUACCUCAGUCUCAACUUGUAGAAGUGCGGAGCUUCGUGCUUGUUCAGACAGUUUUUUGUCAUGCUUGAGAUGAUCCAAGAAAGCCCAAGUCGUCCGUCCGUGAUGUGUGUUUUCUCUUGCUGCCUGAACUACGCAUCUUCAGAGAUUUCUUGUAUUCUUGCUUCGCAAAUUUGCAUUGCUGAGUCUGCAGCAAAGGUUUGAGACUGAGACUGGAGUUUUUUCGUGCGAUAUCCUGGGAUGCCGGAGCAGGUGAUCUCCUGCAGGAUCAAAGGCGUUGUGCGACUGCCCUGCCCGCAGCGAGUCGUGGACGCCUGCGCCACAUACUAUGGAGUUCUCAGACGUAGUUACAUCCCCAACUGUUGCGUGAUGGUGAUUUUGUAAUGCAUGAAUAGCUAUUAAAACUGGCGUUGGCCGCGGGUUUUUUGCGACUCUUGCAUUACAAAUUUGGAAAACACUUCCAUGCUGAGUAUUCACACUUGAUUUAGGAAUUUGUCUUGCGAAGUAGCUUGGGCUGAUGGCAAUUUUGCAUCACGCAUGCUGAAUCAGCUGAGAAUGAUGUAACGUUUGAGAAUCCCAUACAUACCGUUCAGUGAUGGAGCUUUUGUCUCCGUACCGUAAUCGCUCUUCGUGUCAAAGCUUCAUCAACAUGGCUGAAAACCGUUUGAACUCCCCGCACAAUAAUUACGCUAUCUUCGACGAAGACGACAAUUUAAUUCGUUCAUUCGGAGUACACAGAGAGAUGUGGCUUGGACGUAUGGCGGAAUAUGACUCGGACAGCGAGAGGGAGGCGCUCCUUAAACGUGACAUGGACGAGUUCUGUGUCGCGCAGGAGCUGCGAGAUAUGUGGUCGGAACCUAUCGCCAAUUUUCCCGUGAACGUUGCUGUCACGAGCGCGCUGACUGGGGAUGUCUUACUCCGUAUGCAAUUUACGCAAAAGGAACUGGACAACUCGUGGUACUGUGACCGUGACGCCAAUCUGCUCAAUAUGCUUCGCGCUGCUUGCCAGACUCCUGCAAUUGCUGACAGGUUAAAAACUCAUAUGACUUCGACAAAUCCGGCUGAUCAUCAUGCUUUCGCGCUGAAGCUGACCGGGUACCAGCACCAGCCUAGGG
Messenger RNA from Amoebophrya sp. A120, 1275 nucleotides. Lineage: Eukaryota; Dinophyceae; Syndiniales; Amoebophryaceae. The record is from the annotation of a GenBank genome assembly.